UGGCUUCCUCAGUCACAGAGCUUUCGAUCGGCACCGCAUCCUAUUCGUCCACGUUGCAACGACAAUCAAUGCCGUUCUACCGCGCCCUCCUGUCGUAUCCGUCCACCGCGCUGUCGGUCACUCUGCCUCUCAUUCCCGCCACGGAUCAGUGGGGCAAUUGGGCCGUCUUCACGGGGACCGCCGCCGCAUCGCCUUGGCUAGGCCGGAAUACAGCCGUCGGGAAACUACUCGGUGCCCCUGUCACCGCCAUGGCCUCCGUCUUUCUCUUGGCGACCGUCGGGGUCCUCGCGCCCGGUGGCAGUGAAGCCGCUCGUUCAUUGCAGAUUCUAUCCCUCCAACUGGCCACGCCGCUCAUUCUACUCGGUGCCGACCUCCGCAACGCCACGGCCCGUUGUGGGCCCCUCCUACUUUCAUUCCUUACUGCCGCCACGGCCACCGUCCUGGCCUGUAUCGUGGGAUGGAAACUCACCGGCACGGCUCUUACCAAGGCCCUCGGGAGGGACGGUUUGGUGAUUGCGGCCGCUCUCAUGGCCAAGAACGUUGGAGGUGGAAUCAAUUACGUGGCAGUUUGCCGAUCAUUGGGGGCCAGUCCGACGGCUGUUGCGGCUGGGCUUUGCGUCGACAACAUCUUUGCGCUUGUAUACUUUCCAGUCACGUCAGCCCUAGCGUUGGGGCGACCAGAUGUGGAGGCCACGCGUGCUCAACGAGACGAGAAUCAAAACGAAUGGACGGAUAACAGUAUUAUUCGCCAGCGUGAGACAAACCUUACCGACGCAUCCAUUUCGGUCGAGAGCACAUCCACGGUAUUAUUUUUGGCGGCGGCCUUGCUUUGGCUUGGCGAACGGAUCGGUGGAACGGCCGGCGCCUUGCCGACGUGUACCCUGUUGACGGUCGCACUGGCCAGCAACGCUCCCCGAUCUUGGAUGGCGCCGCUCCAACCGGCGGCGCACGUGGCCGGAACCCUCGGCCUCUAUUUGUUCUUUGCAACCGCAGGGGCACCGGGAAUUGCCGUCGCUGAAUCCGUCAAAGCUUCCCUGCUCCCGCUUACGGCUUUUUUGGGAUUACUGUACACCAUUCACGGUUCACUACUGACGAUCCUAGGCAAAUGGGGUGGCCAGCGCCUGGCAUUUUUGGCACCCCAGCGGUUGCUGGUGGCGUCGUCGGCAGCCAUUGGAGGACCAGCGACCGCCGUCGCCCUGGCGCAAGGGUCGGGAUGGACCACCCUUCAAGUUCCCAGUGUGCUAGUUGGAAACGUGGGCUACGCUAUCGCUACCUUUGCCGGGCUGGGCUACUUUCAACUUUUUCGCUAA
This is a messenger RNA of Phaeodactylum tricornutum CCAP 1055/1, 1310 nucleotides long. RefSeq lists its product with no specific name. Bases 69 to 1310 code for a protein of 413 amino acids. The record is from RefSeq and is a predicted model, not a curated record. The transcript has 4 exons. Lineage: Eukaryota; Bacillariophyta; Bacillariophyceae; Surirellales; Neidiaceae.